AUGGAUCUGGUGUCGACCAUCCGCAAAUCAGGCUCCCGAGGCGGCGUCAACUUCAGCUGGGACGACGUCGCCAACUCAGCGCACCGGGAGAACUAUCUCGGCCAUUCACUGAAAGCACCUGUUGGGCGAUGGCAACAAGGACGAGACCUCGGCUGGUAUGCCAAAGCGGACGCAGAUGAUGCCAACUCCAACGAGACUGAGGAAGAGGCCAAGGCUCGCAGACGUCGGGAGGAGAUUCAGAAAAUCAAGGAGGCCGAGGAGGAUGCAAUGGCAGCAGCACUAGGACUGCCGCCCCCGUCUCUGGAUCAAGGGUCACCGGCGACCAAGACGACGCAGAGGGUGGACUCCGAGUCACAAAACCGGAGAAGAGCGAAGGAGCUCGUGGACGACGAUCAGACGGCAGAGAUGAGAGGAAGAGGGAAGGUCGUGACCGCGAGCAUCGUCACAGGCAUCGCCACCGAAGCCGAAGUCGCAGCAGGGAAGGAUACAGGGAGCACCGGAGGAGAGACCGAGACAACGAUGGUGAACCGUCCUCACGCCGGGACCGCAGAUCGCACAGGAGCCGGAGUCGCAGCCGGGACGGUGAUCAUCGCAGACGGCAUAGGCACCACGGGACCACACGGAGCAGAAAUGAACGUCGCCAGAGGUCUCCAGACAGACGGAGGAGUCUCAGCCCUGGACAUAGGCGGAACCCGAGUACCUGUCCCAGACACCGAUAUCGAUUCUCGCGACUAUAUUACCACCCAUACCGUAAUAACACUGCAGCAACUCGGUCCCGCCGCUUCCGAACAGGCGCAGCCUGUGGUAGCCGUGAUGGACUACUCCAAGCUGCGAGCAACCGCCUUGACGGCUGGUGAAGAUGAAGAAGCCGUCACUGUAGAUACCAGAGCACUGAUUGACAAGGUGCUGGCAAGAUACUCGGGAGAAUGGACGACAUUGCGAGAGCUCAUCCAGAACGCCGCCGAUGCCCAGGCCACAACUGUCUCGAUCACUUAUGAGACCCUGCCCUCGACCACGACGCCUCUACCUGCCACGCCAAACCGAUCGGAACUGCUGAAGCACACAUUGGCUCACCACACACUUCGUCGCUUAGUUGUGAAGAACAACGGCCAGCCAUUCGCCAAGACAGACUGGGGAAGGUUGAAGCGCAUUGCUGAGGGCAACCCGGACGAGACCAAGAUCGGUGCUUUCGGAGUAGGCUUCUACAGCGUCUUCGCCGACUGCGAGGAUCCAUUUGUCAGCUCUGGUAACGAAGCCAUGGCCUUCUACUGGAAAGGAAACGCCCUCUUCACAAGAAAGUUGGUCCUGCCGCCGGAGCAAUGUACAAAGGACACUGCUUUUGUCCUUGAUUACCGUAACACGACGACACCAAUUCCGAAUCUACUGUCCAUUAGCCAGUUUCUUGCGACAAGCUUGACUUUUGUGGCUCUGCAGAACAUCGAAUUCUGGAUUGACGACUACAAGGUCUUGUCCUUACAGAAGAAGACCGCUCCGAGUGUCAACGUGCCCAUUCCGAGGGACUUGGAGACCAAGACUCGUGAUGGCCUUAUGAAACUGGCGAUGGUGGACCGCACCAGCGCCCAGAUCGAUGCCUCCUUCAUGGGGGCUAUCGGCUGGAAACCAGUGGCUGCAACGAAUGCGUCCAACGAUAGCGCUGCCUCCGACGUUCCUAGCAUAAGAAGCUUCUUCUCAAGGCUAGCCACAUCUGCUGUGCAAGCAAACAGAAGCAAGGCAGCCAAAGAGGAAGCCGCUGUUCAACAAGCAAUUGCUGAGGAUAUCACUGCUCAGUCGACUUCGAGCAUCUUCCUCCAGGUCACGACUGGCUCAAUACAGACCAAGGUGUCUGCUUCUUUUGCAGCGGAGUUGGAGCGUGCCACGAAGAAGCCACCGCCCAAGACGACAAAGUUGGCGAUACUGACAUCGUCAUACGACGAGACUCUGGCUUCUGAAAAUUCAUCCAGCUCAGGCCCGGCUGCCAAGGCUGCCGAUGUCUUUGCGUCAGUACUGCCAAACAAGAAACCCGGUGGCAGGAUUUUCAUCGGUUUCCCUACUACACAAACCACGGGGGCUGGCAUGCACAUCUCAGCGCCGUCUGUCAUCCCCACAGUCGAACGUGAGGCCAUCGACUUGAACGCCCGUUGGGUCAGGAAUUGGAACAUCGAGAUGCUCCGAGUUGCUGGCAUUAUGACACGCCUGGCAUUCGCCAAUGAGAUGUCUGAUCUGGAGCUGAAGCUCCGGAGGGUCAUAGACGCGAGGGCCAAGGGCUCUCAACCAACAAAAGACGAAGUCGCGAAAUUUAUUCCCGAAGCCCUGCACAUCUUGAAAACAUAUUCAUUUCAGGAUUCGACCCCUAGCGCCAACGUUGGACAGAUCAUCGAGGAGUCAUUCUGGUUUGCCUUUCAGAAAGCAUCGAUCGAAGUCUUUUCAAGUCGUGGUGUCUUGUCCUCCACUAAAGUCCGUAUGGGCUCUGACGAGUUGGCAAAGUUCGUCAACGGCAUACCAGUUGUCUUGGAUGAGAUGAAAGACGCUGUUUUUAUGAGAAAGCUCGAGGACUUUGGUCUCAUCCAACGGAUCACCGCGGACGAUAUCCGCCAGGAGCUGGAAGCGAAAGCGCUGAACAAGGACCAGCUGAUACACUUCAUCAGCUGGGCUAGCAAGAAGGCAGCGAGUGGAGAGCUGGAUCCCGGCAGUAGGUCGCGUCUCUUUGAUGUGACUGUUGCCACGAUUGGGGAUGGGGACGACUCAGGCGAAAUCAUUGCACUGGCCUCUGUCAAGAACUAUCUCAUCAGCAACAAAAUUCCACCGAGCCUGCCGAUACCUCCGACAACAAUUCCUUUUGCAUUCACGAACCACCUCACGGAACCCCAGCUCCAGGCCCUAGGCUGGGAGCGACUGGAGACUGUGCCUUGGCUGCGAUUCCUGAUAGAGACGGCACCCGGCCGGGCCGAGGACGAAAACAUUACCAAGUCACCCAAAUUUGCCGUGUCAGUCUUGACUGUCCUGUCGAAAAACUGGGAAAACAUGAGUUUGGGCUCAAAGAACACUAUUAUGUCUUUGCUACAAGGCAUCACAGUAAUGCCGACGAAGAUGGGAAUGAAGAAACCUUCAGAAUCCUUUUUCCCUUCAGUAAAGCUGUUUGACGACUUGCCUACGAUAGAAGGGUGCCAGACUCUCAAAGAGAAAUUUCUGUCCGCCUUGGGAGUCCGAAGAACACUCGAUCUGGACACCAUUUUCUCGCGGCUGCUCAAUCCUUCCGGGGAAACAACUCACAAACCUUGGAGCCAUAUGGAGCUCAUCAAGUAUCUGGCUUCUGUAACGGAUGACAUCCCCGCAGAGGACAAGAAGAAGUUGAAGAACUCCCAGAUUUGUCCCGCAGAAGCUGGACCGGCAGGCAUGGAAUCUACCCAGGGCACAAAGGAGCUAUACAAGCUAUCUGAUCUCUUCGAGCCCAAAUCAGAUCUUCGAGCUCUCGGGCUGCCUCUUCUGCAGUGGCCUGGGCCACCAGGGAGCUUCAGGGCCAGUUCGAAGGAGGGCAAAUUUCUCUACAGCCUAGGGUUGCGCCCUUAUCCUUCUGUCCCGGAGCUUGUGGAAAUGAUGGCGUCGUCUGACCAAUCACUGAGAGAAAAAGCCAGGAAUUACUUCAUUGCAAACCAUCAGAUAAAUGGAUACGUUGCCUUCAACAUUGCGAACACCAACAAGGCCAUCCUUCCAUUGCAGGGCGACGCAAAGCAGCUGGUGCCACCCUCUGCCUGCUACACCAACGAAUCAGCCUCUGUGCUAGGUUUCAACAUCCUGGCCAGGGACCUCCACCAGCAUGCCAAUAAAUUUGGGGUUCCUCGUGAUCCCCCGAUCGAGAACUGUGUAUACAGACUUAUUACUAAACCCCCACAGAGUCGUGAUUCUGCAAUAACUUUGUUUGAAUACUUCACUGCUCGAAUGAACGACUUGGGUGAGGGCAGUCUGGCCAAGUUGAGAGCGGCGUCAUUUGUACCUGUCAGUCGCAAGAGACGGCAUGAUGAAUCGUCAGGGGAGAAAGCCCAGUCUCAGAGCAUUACGCUCGUGGCUCCCCAGAGUGUCUAUCUUGGUUCAUCGUCGACGUACGGGGAGAUCUUUGAUUUUAUCGACUUUGGUCGCACGGCAAAUGCAUUCUUGCUCAAGUGCGGAGCAAAGCUGGAACCAACCAAGCAUGAGAUCGCCACAUUUGCCUGCAGCGAGCCUGUUCGGCUGUGGACCACGGUUCAGACGUCUGAGAAGUACCUAGAUGUCUUGAGAUCGCUUGCAAGCGACUUGCCAACCCUGAAACGAGACAAAGAUCUCUACAGGAAGAUGAAGACCGAGAAAUGGCUGUUGGCCUUCAAGGACGUUCCAUCCCCUAAGAACAAGGGUACGGAAGAUGACGAGUACAACGAACCCAUGCGACAUGCCCAGCUCGCCGCACCUGGUGAGAUUGUCAUAUCGGAUGACUUCUACAGCUUCCGACUGUUCAAGGAACAUCUGCUCUCGGCUCCCGAAGAUGAUGCCCUAGAGGCCUUCUACCUGUCACUGGGCUCUCCUACAAUCAGUAGCUUGGUACAAGAGGACGCGCGUGUCGGUAGAUCAAUGCCAUCCCAGGAUGGCGCUGAAUGGUUGCGGAAACACAUCCUAGAGCGCACGAAGUUGUUCCUACACGAGUACCGAAACAUCCGGAGGGAUACAAUCAAGCAUGACGCGAAAUGGUUGGAGAAGAACCUGGCCGUUGAGGUCGUCCAGAGCGUUCAACUUAGGCGCACAUUACGGGGUCAAGCCCAGUCGCACACGGAGAAGCGGUCAGCGAUGGCCAUGCGGUCCGCCACAGGACAAAAGUUGUACAUCUCUGCUGAUCAGGGGAAGCCGGAUAUGUACCAGGUGGGCCAGGCCGUCUGUUCGCUAAUCCUCACACGCCACAAUCAACAGUCAUACUUCUUCUUCGAGCCGUUCCUGAAGCUUGGUCUCCUAGAUCUUAGGGCUCGUGGAUACAAUGUUGACAGGAUACUGCGUGCGAAGGCCGAGGAGGCGCGGAUGGCAGAAGAGGAGAGGCGCAAGGCUCUGGAGGCUGAGGAGCAGAGAAUCAGGGAGAGAGAAGCGGACUGGGCUCGCCAGAACAAAGCUGCUGCCGAGGCUGAGAGCAAGCAGCGUCCCCGCACACCAGCAGAGCCGUCGUCGAAGAUGCCGGGUGCGUUUGAUUCUCCCGAGGAUACGCCCGAGCUCCCGCCACCACCUCCCAACCAACAGGAUAGGCGCAGCAAGGGGUUCUUCUCAAACUUCACCCGCAAGUUUGGUCUGGAUAGAGACGGGGCAGCGGAGCAGCAGUUGGACAAGCUGCUCACGAACCCGGGAUCCGAGGCCAAGCCCGCUCCCCCAGCGCCCCAGGCUCAAGGUCCAGGUGACAGCGGCCGAGUAACGAGCCCAGCUGUUGUACAGAAUAAUCUGCUGCAGGCCAUCCGGUCUACAAGGCCACACGACUCGUCGUCUGUGUUCAGCCCACCGCAGACACAAGAAGUCAAGGAGCAGGCCACAUACUGCGACAGCAAGCCCGCCCAGAACAUCGUCUUCGCGGCACAGGCGCCGCGCGGCAUGAAGGUGUACCUCUCCAGGGAGCUCUCCACGGACCAGAUGAGCUUCCUGACCGCCAACGGGGACGCGAUCUCGACCUUCGAGUCGCUCCUGCGCGACGUCGCGGACGUCUACGGCGUCUCCCCCACGGCGCUGCAGAUCCACUUCGACGAGGAAGGGCCCUGCAUCGCCUUCAACCUGAACGGCAGCAUCUUCUGCAACCUGCGGUACUUUAGGCAGCUGCACUACGACAAGAUGAGGGCCGCCGGCCCCUCGGGGGCGGCGACCAAGGCCGAGGCCGGGAUCUGGUGGUUCGUCGUCGUGGCGCACGAGCUCGCCCACAACCUCGUCGGGCCGCACGACGCCAACCACAGCUACUACACCGAGUCCUUUGUCCAGGAGUACUUCACCAAGAUGAUGUCGCGCGCCAUGUCGUGGACCAACGCCGCCGCCGCCCAGGCGUCAGAUAGCCGUGGCAGCCAGCGACAGAUCCCGGUCACCAUCAACGGGGCUCAGCCUGAGCAGCAGCAGCAGCAGCAACUACCGCCUCCGCCGCCUUACAGUAAGAUGAACUAG
This is a messenger RNA of Diaporthe batatas, 6147 nucleotides long. RefSeq lists its product as uncharacterized. The transcript has 5 exons. The coding region runs from base 1 to 6147 and encodes 2048 amino acids. NCBI's taxonomy places the organism in Eukaryota, Fungi, Ascomycota, Sordariomycetes, Diaporthales, Diaporthaceae. The record is from RefSeq and is a predicted model, not a curated record.